AUGAUCAGAACAAUAAAACCCAAGAACGCUAGGUCCAAGAGGGCUUUGGCUCAGAAGGAGGCCAAGCUCGUGGAGAACACGAAGACAGCUCUUUUUGUGCAAGGAUCCACCGGUAACAAGUUUUUGCACGAUGCCAUGGUGGACUUGAUGGCUUUGAAGAAGCCAGACGCCAAGAUCUUUUCUAAGAAAAACGAGGUUAGACCUUUUGAGGACGCUUCCACGCUAGAGUUCUUCUCUGAGAAGAACGACACCUCCUUGAUGGUCUUCUCCUCUUCCAACAAGAAGAGACCAAACACGCUUAUUUUCACCCGUUUCUACAACCACGCCGUCUACGAUAUGAUUGAACUCUCCAUCCAAAAGAACCACAAGUUCAUCACCGAGUUCAAGAAGCUCACUUUCAACAUUGGUCUCAAGCCCAUGUUCACAUUCAACGGUCCAGCUUUCGACUCCCACCCAGUGUACCAGCAGGUGAAGUCCCUCUUUUUGGACUUCUACCGUGGCGAUGACACCGACCUUCAGGAUGUCGCUGGUUUGCAGUACAUCAUUUCCCUUUCCGUUGCUGAAAUCGAGGACCCCAACUCCCUGGAGCUUCCUCUUGUGCAUUUCCGUGUUUACAAGCUCAAGUCCUACAGAAGUGGACAGAAGUUGCCACGUGUCGAGGUCGACGAGAUUGGCCCCCGUUUCGACUUCAAGAUUGGCCGUAGAGUCACUCCAGCUCCUGAGGUCGAGAAGGAUGCUCUCACCAAACCUAAGCAGCUCCAGGCCAAGUUCAAGAAGAACGUUGAGACCGAUUCUAUGGGUGACAAGGUGGCCAAGAUCCACGUUGGUAACCAGGACUUGAGCAAGUUGCAGACGAGAAAGAUGAAGGGUCUUAAGCUGAGGUACGACCAGGUUGACGAGGCCGAGUUUGACGAGGAGGACUACAUUGAGGAGCCACCUGAGAAGAAGCAGAAGGUUGCUGAGUAA
Molecule: messenger RNA, 966 nt
Organism: Candidozyma duobushaemuli
Lineage: Eukaryota; Fungi; Ascomycota; Pichiomycetes; Serinales; Metschnikowiaceae
Gene: RPF2
Product: rRNA-binding ribosome biosynthesis protein
Exons: 2
Coding region: 1-966 (321 amino acids)
Biological process (GO): maturation of LSU-rRNA from tricistronic rRNA transcript (SSU-rRNA, 5.8S rRNA, LSU-rRNA); ribosomal large subunit assembly
Cellular component (GO): nucleolus
Molecular function (GO): rRNA binding
Source: RefSeq, a predicted model, not a curated record